AUUUAUUUAGAAGAUUUCUUCAUCUAAAGAUCCUUCUUAUAAUAAAGUGUUUCUCCCUCCACAGCUGCCAGUCGAUCUCCUUAUAAACAUGGAAACUGCUACUACAGAGUUCCCAUUUACCCUUAUGACUCCUUGCCCGGAGACCGUGAAGAACCUCAACAGCACGGUUUUGGUUGUAAUCUACAUCAUAGUCUUUUGCCUGAGCUUGCUGGGAAACACCGUGGUCAUAUUUGUGGUUUUCUUCAUGGACAACCGCAGGACGUCCACCGACCUUUACCUGAUGCACCUGGCUGUGGCUGACCUGCUUUUUUCCCUCACUCUCCCCUUCUGGGUGGCGUACCUCCACGCCGGUCACUGGCCGUUCGGCACCAUCAUGUGCAAAAUGAUCUCUGGUGUGCAGGAGGUCACAUUUUACUGCAGCGUUUUCAUGCUAGCCUGCAUUAGCAUCGACCGCUACAUGGCCAUCGUAAAAGCAACGCAAUUCCUCAACCGAAAGCUCCAUCUGAUUGGGUUUGUGUGUGCGUUGGUGUGGCUGUGCGCCGCCCUCUUAUCUCUUCCGGUUAUGGUGCACCGUGAAGCGAUCACGUAUGAUGGUGUGGAGUAUAUAUGUGAGGACAAUGUGACUGCGGAGAGCACCGACAGCUGGAGGAUGAGCCUUCGCAUUAUCCGUCAUACUCUGGGAUUCUUCCUGCCGCUCACCGUGAUGAUGUUCUGCUACGGUUUCACCAUGUUCACUUUAUGUCACACGCGCAACAGCCAAAAGCAGAAGGCCAUGCGGGUCAUCUUGAGCGUGGUGCUGGCUUUUAUCAUCUGCUGGUUGCCUCAUAACAUCAUAGAGUUCACAGACAUCCUGAUGCGAGCCGGACAGGUGGAGGAAACAUGCCAGCUGAGAGACAACAUAGACGUGGCUUUGUAUGCGACGCAGGUGAUGGCGUUCGCACACUGCGCAAUAAACCCCAUCCUGUACGCCUUCAUCGGGAAGAAAUUUCGUAACCAGUUGCUGAUUUCUCUCUUUAAGAAAGGCCUGUUUGGGAGAAACAUGCUGUCCAGAUAUGGAGCGGGAUCCUUUCAGAGCUCUGGAAGCACUCGGCAAAUGUCAGUGACGCUGUAGUCAAUUAAAUGUGAACAGGCUUUAAUAAACAUGUGAAGACAUGGCAGGUGUGGUAGGUUUAAAGGUUAGGAUUAGGAUUAGUGUGAGGGUAG
Molecule: messenger RNA, 1203 nt
Organism: Danio rerio (zebrafish)
Lineage: Eukaryota; Metazoa; Chordata; Actinopteri; Cypriniformes; Danionidae
Source: RefSeq, a predicted model, not a curated record